AUGGACACACAAGCAGGAAUAUCUCAGAAGGACAUCUAAUGUUAUCCCCGGAUUGUGACAUAAAAGAUGACAGUAGACAGGAUUCUCCAGGAGCUACUCCCAUUACCCCAAUUAUACAUCCAGCUCUAUCAGCUGAUCCCUCUGAUCCUGGGAAAUGUUCUCCUGAUCACUCUGAUAUUGGUGCAUCUGUUACAGCUCUGACAGUAGAUACAGUGUUUCUGUGUUCUAUAGAUGCCAAAUGUUUUACACAGAACACAAAGCUUAUUACCCAUCAGCCUGCUAAGGCAAAUGAGAAGCAAUUUCAUUGUUCUGAGUGUGGAAAAUGUUUUACAUAUAAAUCAGGUCUUGUUACACAUGAGAGAAUACAUACAGGUGAGAAACCAUAUUCCUGUUCUGAGUGUGGGAAAUGUUUUACCCAGAAAUCACAACUUAUUACACAUCAGCGAAGUCACACAGGUGACAGGCCAUUUCCAUGUCCUGAGUGUGGGAAAUGUUUUGCACAGAAAUCAGAUCUUGUUAGUCAUAACAGAAGUCACACAGGUGAGAAGCCAUUUUCAUGUUCUGAGUGUGGGAAAUGUUUUACUUGGAAAUCACAACUUGUUACACAUCUGCGAAGUCACACAGGUGAAAAUCCAUUUCCAUGUUCUGAGUGUGGGAAAUGUUUUACAUAUAAAUCACAUCUUGUAAUACAUAAGAGAAUACAUACAGGUGAGAAACCAUAUUCCUGUUCUGAGUGUGGGAACUGUUUUACAUACAAAUCAACUCUUGAUGCACAUAAGAGAAGUCACACAGGUACAUCACCAUUUCCAUGUUCUGAGUGUGGGAAAUAUUUUGCACAGAAAUCACAACUUGCUAGACAUCAGAGAAGUCACACAGGUGAGAAGCCAUUUCCAUGUCCUGAGUGUGGUAAAUGUUUUGCACAAAAUUCAGAUCUUGUUAGUCAUAACAGAAGUCACACAGGCGAGAAUCCAAUUUCUUGCUCUGAGUGUGGGAAAUGUUUUGCCUGGAAAUCACAACUUGUUAAACAUCAGAGAAGUCACACAGGUGAGAAGCCAUUUCCAUGUACUGAGUGUGGUAAAUGUUUUGCACAAAAUUCAGAUCUUGUUAGUCAUAACAGAAGUCACACAGGUGAGAAUCCAAUUUCCUGCUCUGAGUGUGGGAAAUGUUUUGCCCGGAAAUCACAACUUGUUAUACAUCACAGAAGUCACACAGGUGAGAAGCCAUUUUCUUGCUCUGAGUGUGGGAAAUGUUUUGCCCGGAAAUCAGAUAUUGUUAGACAUCAGCGAAGUCACACAGGUGCGAGGCCAUUUCCAUGUUCUGACUGUGGAAAAUGUUUUGCACACAAAUCACAUCUUGUUAUUCAUCAGAGAAAUCACACAGGUGAGAAGCCUUUUUCUUGCUCUGAGUGCACGAAAAGUUAUACUCAGAAAUCAGAACUUGUUACACAUCAGAGAAAUCACACAGGUGAGAAGCCAUUUCCAUGUCCUGAGUGUGGGAAAUGUUUUGCACACAAAAGAGAUCUUUUUAAACAUGAGAAAAGUCACACAGGUGAGAAGCCAUUUUCUUGCUCUGAGUGUGGGAAAUGUUUUACACAGAAAUCACAUCUUGUUACACAUCAGCAAAGUCACACAGGUGAGAAUCCAUUUCCAUGCUCUAAGUGUGGGAAAUGUUUUGCACUCAAAUCAGCUCUUGUUGUACAUCACAGAAGUCACACAGGUGAGAAGCCAUUUCCAUGUUCUGAGUGUGGGAAAUGUUUUACACACAAAUCACAAUUUGUUACACACCAGAGAAGACACACAGGUGAGAAGCCAUUUUAAUCUUCUGGAGUAUACUCAUCAUUGCCAUGCGUUGUUCUUCAAGGUUCUUAUCGUAUCUCCUAUGCUUUUUGUAAUAUACAUGCUACUGCAUGGUGAAAUAAUCAGAUGUCAUGCCCUCAUCUACCACUGCUAUGCAGAUGAUCUGUCUUUUGCUCCAGAUACUGAGAACCCAGUCCCAAUCCGAAAUGGUUGUCUAGAUGAGCUCCAGGUGUGGGUGAUGCCAGUUGGCUGUGACUCAGUCCUGGUGAAACAGGUCCAUAUGGUAGAAGCUCACCAACAAAGGACAGGGCUACAGCUCAGCUUUGCAAACCAACCAGACUUACACUUGGAGGUUUCAGAGUUACAAAAUGCUGAUCCUGUGCAGAAUCUUGGUGUCCUGGAUUGUGGAGUGACACUUAGACAUCAGGUAUCAGCCACAAUCAGAUCCUCAUCUGAGGAACAUAGCCAGACUCCAGUACUUAUUUCCCUCAGAAGAUCUACCUACAGUCAUACAUGUACUUGUAUCAUCACGCACAGACUACUGCAAUGUCCUCUACCUGGGUCUCCCAGCAAAAGAAUUACAGAGCUUGUAGCUUGUACAGAAUGCAGCAGCCAGGCUGUUACCUAACCAGCCCGUUUCUGCCACAUAACACCCAUUCUCUGCUCCCUUCACUGGCUGCCUGUAAGAUGAUGACUCGGAGCCUAAUUCAGGUUUGAUCGCAGUGUGUGGUCCAAACGGAAUUAUUGAAAAAAAGUUGCGGGCGCAUCCACUGCACCCAUCCCGUGCAUGCACCUGCAUUUUCUGCAGAGGACGCAGAAAAUGUGAUUGCCUGUUAGGCAGAGGCAGUCACGGGGAUGGGCGGGCAAUGCUCCAUUUCUAGGGAGGAGACGGAUCGGUGCGGGGGCAGUGUGGCGCGAACGGAGGACAGAGAUGGGCAUGAUCACGGCUGUGUGACUUCACAUGCAGCCGCCAUGAUCAAGAAAAAUGCAGCGGGCCUCCUGCGCAAGCAGCGGCAGCAGGAGGCUUCACUAAUUUCUACGAUAAAGCAGAAAUUGUGAGGCAAUCGCAAUUUCUGCUUCAUCAAGGGGGUAGGCGGUGGUCAGCAUGCAAGGUGGCCUUGCGAUGGGCGGCCCCUAGCACGCUAGGAAAAGGAUUGCUAAUUAGCAGCAUCUGCUAUCCUUACUGAAUUUAGACCCUCUAUUAAGUAAUCUUACUGACUCCCAGCCUUGCAUGACCAUGAUACCAGAUGCAGCUGCUGCCUCCGUACUGCCUGGGUUUCUUCCAUCUGUUGAUGGACUGUUAGCAGUACCAUAAAUUCCCAAGCAGUGCUAAGAUGUCAGGGGAAACAGGGUGGGUGGCAGUAGCGGGGGGCUACUGGAGGCAAUGUCUAUGUGGGUAAUAUUGUCCCCAAGCAGUGCAGAGGAGGGAGACAGGGCAGGGGGCAGUAGUAGAAGCUGCUGGAGGCAAUGUCUAUGAGGUUAAACGUCCCCAAGCAUGGCUGAGGAGGGAGACAGGGUGGGUGGCAGUAGUGGGAGCUGCUGGAGGCAAUGUCUAUGUGGGUAAACGUCCCCAAGCAGGGCUGAGGAGGGAGACAGGGCAGCGGGCAGUAGUAGGAGCUGUUGGAGGCAAUGUGUAUGUGGGUAAACGUCCCCAAGCAGGGCUGAGGAGGGAGACAGGGUGGGUGGCAGUAGUGGGAGCUGCUGGAGGCAAUGUCUAUGUGGGUAAACAUCUGCAAGCAGGGCUGAGGUGUCAGCGGGGAGACAGGGCAGGUGGCAGUAGUAAGGUAGACACGGGUGGAUGGCA
Pseudophryne corroboree (corroboree frog) is the source of this 3600-nucleotide messenger RNA. RefSeq names its product gastrula zinc finger protein XlCGF26.1-like. The transcript has a single exon. Gene Ontology annotation, biological process: regulation of transcription by RNA polymerase II. Gene Ontology annotation, molecular function: RNA polymerase II cis-regulatory region sequence-specific DNA binding; DNA-binding transcription repressor activity, RNA polymerase II-specific. NCBI's taxonomy places the organism in Eukaryota, Metazoa, Chordata, Amphibia, Anura, Myobatrachidae. Bases 39 to 1817 code for a protein of 592 amino acids. Gene Ontology annotation, cellular component: nucleoplasm. The record is from RefSeq and is a predicted model, not a curated record.